UUUUUUUUUUUUUUCUUUCUCACAAUUUGAAAGCCGUGGGAAGGUGGAAGAUAGCCACAAUGCAAAAGUCACACAAAAACUGGGGCGGGGCAAAGGAACCACAGUUACGCAAGAGAAUUUGUUUAAAAAGUUUCUCGGCUCAGAGUUUGCAAGACUGGGCGCAUUUUCCUCAGUCGGCGGGAGACUAGGAGAUUCCCCUGGAGAAGGACGUUUUCAAACAUCUGUUGAUUCUGGAAAAUGGGCACUAUGGAGUUAUUCUCACCAAUAGCAAUCGCCGUUCUGGGAAGCUGUGUUCUUUUCUUAUUCUCUCGGUUGAAGAAUUUGCUUGGACCCCCGUGCAUCCAGGGCUGGAUUCCCUGGAUUGGAUCUGGACUUGAGUUUGGGAAAGCCCCUCUUGAAUUUAUAGAAAAAGCAAGAAUCAAGUAUGGACCAGUAUUUACCAUCUUUGCUAUGGGAAACCGAAUGACCUUUGUUACUGAAGAAGAAGGAAUCAAUGUGCUUCUAAAAUCUGAACAUGUAGAUUUUGAAUCAGCAGUACAAAGUCCUGUCUAUCACACAGCAUGGAUUCCAAAGAAUGUCUUCUCUGCACUGCAUGAGAGACUGUAUGCCUUGAUGAAAGGGAAGAUGGGAACUUUCAACACACAUCACUUUACUGGGCCGCUAACUGAAGAACUUCAUGAUCAACUGGAAGGUUUAGGCACUCAUGGAACAAUGGACCUGACUGACUUUGUAAGGUAUCUACUUUAUCCAGCCACACUCAGUACUCUCUUUAAGAAAGGGUUGUUUCUCACAGACAAGAGGACAAUCAAGGAAUUCUACCAGCAUUUUAAAACCUAUGAUGAGGGCUUUGAGUAUGGCUCCCAGCUGCCUGAAUGGCUUCUGAGAAACUGGUCAAAAUCCAAAAGAUGGCUCCUGGCGCUGUUUGAGAAAAAUAUUGGCAACAUAAAAGCUCACAGAUCUGCAGGUCAUUCUGGAACCCUCUUGCAGGCCAUAUUGGAAGUGGUGGAGACGGAAACACUUCAAUACAGUCCAAAUUAUGGACUGGUCCUACUUUGGGCUGCUCUGGCCAAUGCUCCUCCUAUUGCAUUCUGGACACUUGGAUAUAUCCUGUCUCAUCCCGAUAUCCACAGGACUAUUUUAGAAAGCAUAUCUUCUGUGUUUGGCACUGCAGGUAAAGACAAGAUUAAAGUGUCUGAAGAUGACCUGAAGAAGCUUCUAAUAAUUAAGUGGUGUAUUCUGGAAUCCAUCCGCUUGAGAGCCCCUGGUGUCAUUACUAGGAAGGUAGUGAAGCCAGUUAAAAUUUUGAAUCACACAGUUCCUUCUGGUGAUCUGCUGAUGUUGUCUCCAUUCUGGCUACACAGAAAUCCGAAAUAUUUUCCUGAACCUGAGUCAUUCAAACCUGAACGCUGGAAAGAGGCAAAUUUAGAUAAGUACAUUUUCUUGGACUACUUCAUGGCAUUUGGAGGCGGGAAGUUCCAGUGUCCUGGAAGGUGGUUUGCUCUCUUAGAGGUCCAACUAUGCAUUAUCUUAGUGCUGUAUAAGUACGAAUGCAGUCUUCUGGACCCAUUACCAAAGCAGAGUUCUCGUCAUUUGGUGGGUGUCCCCCAGCCUGCAGGGAAAUGCUGGAUUGAAUAUAAAGAAAGAGCUUGACUUUCAUUGGGACUCAAGAGAUUCAGAACCUUCUAGAGGAGUGAAGCUACGUGCCUAGCUACUAUCCUCCCAGCACCUCGACCUAAAGACAUCCUACUGACUCAAGGAUUUCAAAUCUGAGGACAGUGCACCAGAUUUCAGUGUCAGAAACAUAGACACCCCAAUUCAAGGUUUACAGAAAGGGUUCAGAUGAUUUCAAAAAAGUUGAUAAAACGUUGGAAUUUGGCUUCAUACAUAGCCAUAUCAAAACUUCAAGGAGAAAUGUCACUUUCAUAGAAGUAUUUGUAUGUUAAAUUCACUGUGAAGGCAACAUACAUAAAAAAAUUCUCUUUUGCAAAAGAACUACAGUGGAGGACACUGAAAAAUUAAAUCAAUUCUAGAUAUUUUAUAUUUUCAAAAUAUGGUACUUAACUAGACCUUGGAAAUCUUAGGCUUAUUGAUGCCAACCACUGCAGACAUGCGUAGUGCUCAGAAAUGUAGAUAAAUAGUGUUUUACGAUAUUGGUGGGGGUGAGUUCCCAUGCCGCGGUCAUUCCUGUACUCUGUUAUGCCCAGGGUAUCUGGGCAUCUUCCUGUUGGGGAUAGCUAAUCAGUGCACACUGACCAAGGUAUUGACUUGUAUGUUAGCAAAGGGGAAGCACUCUUUUGAAUCAAAUGAUCUUUGCUUGUAGUUUGACAAAGAUAACAUUUUUUACUCAUGUGUAAGGACGCACAGUCUCAUUAUUUCCGGCUAUGCCAUGUCUUUGUGGUAUCCCUGGGAGACCUGCUCUUUUCGGAAAUGAAACAUGAACAGUGGAUCUGGAGAAGAGGGAAGGUGGGGAACAGAAACUGGGGUGGGAAUGGAUUGUAUAAGAGAUGAGUAAAUAAAUCAAUGAAUAAAA
This is a messenger RNA of Mus caroli (Ryukyu mouse), 2530 nucleotides long. RefSeq names its product cytochrome P450 family 39 subfamily A member 1 (gene Cyp39a1). The record is from RefSeq and is a predicted model, not a curated record. Gene Ontology annotation, molecular function: iron ion binding; heme binding; oxysterol 7-alpha-hydroxylase activity. Gene Ontology annotation, biological process: bile acid biosynthetic process; cholesterol homeostasis. Lineage: Eukaryota; Metazoa; Chordata; Mammalia; Rodentia; Muridae.